Molecule: messenger RNA, 2802 nt
Organism: Leucoraja erinaceus (little skate)
Lineage: Eukaryota; Metazoa; Chordata; Chondrichthyes; Rajiformes; Rajidae
Gene: slc9a2
Product: solute carrier family 9 member 2
Exons: 12
Coding region: 256-2673 (805 amino acids)
Biological process (GO): sodium ion transport; regulation of pH; proton transmembrane transport
Cellular component (GO): membrane
Molecular function (GO): sodium:proton antiporter activity
Source: RefSeq, a predicted model, not a curated record
UUGCAAUGCUUGAUUGAUCCGAUAAACAGAAAAGGGAAGUCAGGUAACACUGAGCUGUAAAAAGUAAGCAAUGAUCACGUUGAUUGGAGGGCGGAACUUGUUGCACCUGUUCAACUUGUUUAGGAGGCUGGAGCUGACUUAUCCAAACAGCCUGUGUUAGGCCAGGAUUUGUGGAGACCAUACACUGGCUCUCAUGCUGAAUAACACUCUGUAAUUAACUUGGCAGAGCAAAGAGGUGAUUUCAUUUCAGUGCCUAUGACUAUGGGCGGAGGAUCACCCAGGAUUACUGGCAAACCUUGCCGUACAUCGCUCCGUGUUUAUUUCAUUUUGCUUGCUUGUUUUCCAAAUGUGUUUAUGCCGGCGGCCGCGGCGGCCACUGGAAACAGUACGACUUUCAGUAAUCCGGAGACAGUGAGCAGUGGACAGCAUCAAGACUCCAACCGCUAUUACAGCUCCACGACCUCUACAAGCCAGGAUGAGAGACUCAGUGUGUUCUCUCUGAAUUACUACCAUGUACAGGUUCCCUUCGAGAUCACCUUGUGGAUAGUGCUGGCCUCUCUGGCGAAAGUUGGAUUUCACCUUUUUCAUAAACUCUCAACUUACGUGCCAGAGAGCUGUUUGCUGAUCAUUAUCGGGCUAUUAGUGGGAGGAAUCAUCUUUGGAGCUGAAGAGCGAUCUCCUCCUGUUAUGAGCACAGAUGUCUUUUUCCUGUACUUGCUGCCUCCCAUUAUCUUGGAUGCUGGUUACUUUAUGCCUGGCAGGCUCUUCUUUGAAAACAUUGGGACCAUCUUAUGGUAUGCUGUGAUUGGCACCAUAUGGAACAUAGCUGGCAUCAGCCUGUCAUUAUAUGGGAUAUGUCAGAUUCAAGUUUUUCAAUUAAGUGACAUUACACUCCUGCAAAUCUUAGUGUUUGGAAGUUUGAUCUCGGCUGUAGAUCCAGUUGCAGUUUUGGCUGUCUUUGAAGAAAUUCAUGUAAAUGAACAGCUUCAUAUCUUGGUAUUUGGAGAGUCACUGCUUAAUGAUGCUGUCACUGUGGCUCUGUAUCACUCAUUCAAGCAGCUCUGCCAGAUGCGCACUAUUAUAACUGUGGACAUCUUUGCUGCAAUUGCCCAAUUCUUUGUGGUGAGCAUUGGCGGCAUAGUGGUUGGAAUUAUCUAUGGAUUUGUUGCAGCUUUCACCACCCGCUUCACUCAGAAUGUUCGCAUAAUUGAGCCGCUGUUCGUCUUCCUGUUCAGUUACCUUUCCUACCUGACAGCCGAAAUGUUCCGCAUGUCUGGUAUCAUGGCAUUGAUAGCCUGUUCUAUGAGCAUGAAGCGCUACGUAGAAGAAAACAUUUCGAUGAAGUCCAGCACCACUAUUAAGUAUUUCUUGAAGAUGUGGAGCAGUGUCAGUGAGACUCUCAUUUUCAUUUUCCUUGGGGUAUCGACAAUCACGGAAAAGCAUGAAUGGAACUGGGCGUUUGUUUGCUUCACUUUAUUAUUCUGCUUAUUGUGGCGUGCGCUAGGUGUACUUGUACUGACUUGGAUUAUUAACAAAUUCCGUAAACUAUUAGUCACCCGCAAGGAUCAAUUCAUCAUUGCCUAUGGAGGGCUGCGUGGAGCCAUUUGCUUUUCCCUCGUUUUUCUACUCCCGUCUCAUGUCUUUCCUCGGAAGAAUUUGUUCAUCACGGCAACCAUUGUGAUUAUAUUCUUCACCGUUUUUAUUCAGGGAAUGACUAUCCGCCCAUUGGUUGCAUUUUUGGAAGUUAAAAAAUCAAAUAAGCAGCCGCCAACAGUGGGUGAAGAGAUUCACAUUCGAUUAUUUGACCAUGUGUUGGCUGGAGUUGUGGACGUCUGUGGACAAUGGAGUCACCACAACCUAAGAGACAAAGCCAGGAAGUUUGAUCGCAGUUAUUUGGCCAAGCUCUUGAUUCGGGGUAAUGAACCGAAGAAUAGUAUUGUUGCUCUUUAUAAGAAGCUGGAAUUAAAACAUGCCAUUCAAAUGGCUGAAUCGGGUGAACUCAGCAAAGUGUCAUCAUCUGCAUCUCUGCUGGGUAAAAUACCCAAAGAGGUUCAAAGUCUUUCCUCAGAAGAAUUGAAGAAUAUGAAAGAAAUCUUGGCUAAGAGUCUGUACCGGAUCAGACAGAGAGCACCAUCAUACAACAGGCACAGUCUGCCAAGAGAGACCGCUGAGAAUCAGGUCAAAGAAAUCCUAAUCCGGCGACACGGGAGUCUUCGGGAUAGUAUGCGCAGUACUACCAGAGCCAGGAAGUCUGGUGCAGUAAAGAGCCGUCCAUUUUCGCAGCCUCAAAGUACCAGAAUUUCUUCCAGAGCCCCAAAGAGGAACACAGCUUUCACAGUGGGUGAAGACAUUAGCUCGGAAACAGAUUCUCUGCAGCUAAGGAACUUAUCGCAGUCCAUAAUUGGCUCGGGUUCUCGUCAGAGCCCAAACCGAAUGGAGUGGACAAAUGAAGUAAAAGCAGAGGACAGUGGGUCUAACUCUGGUCGAGAUGAAGGUGGAAGACGUCAAGCACUGAUGCCAAGGGUACGAUUUAGUCAACCCGAAUCCCAAGACUGUGAAACUGGAAGAAACCGGCAAGGGUUUGUUGAAAUCGCACCAGCUAGUUGGAUAGAAGAAGAUACUCACGAGGAAGACCAUGAAAUCGACGAUCCCUUGCUAAGAAAACCAAAGUGAUACCAACCAAUAGUUGGAUCGCACCGCUGAGUUACUGCUUGAUUGAUUCAUGAUAUUACAGUACUUGCAGGAACAAGUUAUGUUUCAAAAAUUUUGUAUUAGUAAAACAAAUCCAAUUCUGAUAAGAAA